AUGGAUUCCCCGAUCGACCCUCUAAUCAUUGCUAUCGCCGGCCCUCUUCCCCCUGACGUUGACCUCAGUGCCAACACUGCGGCGUCCGACAGAGCCGCUAUAAUCAGUGUAUUGAUACUCGCGCUGAUCGCCAUCGCACUUCGAUUUACUGCUAGAAAUAUCCAGCAGACCAAGAUACACUGGGAUGACUGGGUUAUCAUCAUCUCUAUGGCGCUCGUAGGGGGAACUGCAGCUUUGGCUAUAGCAGGUGGUCAUUACGGUGCAGGUAAGCACAUAUGGGCUGUCGACCUAGUCAGCCUAGAACAGAUCUACAAGAUACUAUUUGGAUACACGUUUUUAUACUCUGCAUCCUGUGCCGUCAUCAAGAUUUCGAUCCUGCUCUUCUACAGCCGCAUUUUCCUUUCCACGGAGCUUCUCUUCGCCCUUUCCAUGAAGUUUGGGUACUUCCUUUCGAUAUCGUAUCCCAUUGUGGUUUGGGUCACUAUGGGAAACGUCUGUCGACCGUUAGACCACUUUUGGACACAGUUCGCGGGCACAGAGGGGACCUGCAUUGACAUCAAUACGUUCUUUCUCGCCCUUGGUAUCAUCAACAUGAUCAACGAUUUUUAUAUCCUUCUUAUACCUAUACCGCAUAUCUUCCGGCUACAAAUGUCACUACGGAAGAGGGUCGGCGUUGCUGGUAUUCUUAUGUUAGGAGGUUUUGUCUGCGCUGCUAGCGCCGUACGCAUCCACUUCCUCUCUGAGCUUUCCAAGACCAAGGACGUCACAAGAGCCAUGGGACCCGUCUUCAUUUGGUCUGACCUCGAACCGUGUAUUGCAAUUGUAUCCGCAUGUCUUCCGCACCUUGCGCCGUUGCGACAUAUCAUUCGAGACAAGAUCUCUUCAACGUUGGGCAGCCAAGAUGCAAAAGGAACAGGGACUAGCUCCAAGCAGUGGAAGAGUGCUGCGUCGAACCCAAAAGGGCCUAUGUUUACAUACGGAGGGUCCAGGUACUUCGGAGGAGGCGAUAAGCUUAAGCUUGCAGAUCAUGAUGAUGAGGCUGAGCUGACCAACCGGAUAACGGGUGGCGAGACCUUGGGUCACACAGCCUCUACUCAAUCGAGCUCAGCAGAGAAUGUCAACAAACAAGGUAUUCAUGUCCAUACGAGUUAUACACAGCAAACAGAGGAAAGAUGA
Molecule: messenger RNA, 1176 nt
Organism: Fusarium subglutinans
Lineage: Eukaryota; Fungi; Ascomycota; Sordariomycetes; Hypocreales; Nectriaceae
Product: Pth11-like integral membrane
Exons: 5
Coding region: 1-1176 (391 amino acids)
Source: RefSeq, a predicted model, not a curated record